Molecule: messenger RNA, 8658 nt
Organism: Amoebophrya sp. A25
Lineage: Eukaryota; Dinophyceae; Syndiniales; Amoebophryaceae
Source: the annotation of a GenBank genome assembly
UCAUGGGGAGCGCUCGGGAUAUGAUCGGAGGUUAAAUUGUAGCACUUUUCUAUUGUAUCUAUUUGUAGUAAAUCUAGUAGGUGUCCCGUAAAAAUAAAUUUGUAGCUGGUUGUUUCUGGUUUUGUCGAUUCAUUGACGCUCUCUAGCAAGAGAAGUAAGGUUGAGGGUUUCCGAACUACAUCCCUUCCUACCAGCCUUGGGGGCUCCUUUUCAAGGGGGAAAGGGUUUCCGAAUUACAUCCCUCACUACCAGCCUUGGCUGUUAAGGGUUUCCCAAUUACAUCCCUCACUACCAGCCUUGGCUCCUUUUCAUCAAGGGGAAAAUAGGUCAAGGAUGUUCUGAAGAAUGCACCCUGGAAACCUCGCCGUUUACGGAAGUGCGUCCGCGUCGUCUAGGGCCUAGAAGUAGUUCUCACAAAAAUUGUCGCCUUGUAGAAGUAGCUUGAAACACAUUUUGAGUACGGACAUUUCUGCAGUAGGUAUAGAAGAUUGGUACUACAUACAGAUAGUUACUUACUACACUUUCUCCUUGCUAGGUAGUAGCUAAAAUAUUUAUAUCAUACAGAGCAAGGGAGGCUGAAAUUUUUGUCGUCUUGUAGUGCUAGAGUGAAGACGGCGACGGGUGAACAAGACGGUGAUCAUCGUCGACGUCGUGGUAUUUACUGCUUAGCUACUGAUAGUAGCAGGGAGGCUCAGAAAGACACUCGGCGACGUCAUCCUUUCUAGAAGUUGUACAUUGAUCACUGACUACGACAAUAUUUGUCCGUGCUGCUAUUCAGCAAAUCUAAUGUCUAUCAACAUCCUCUUCAACAUCUUCUAAAGAUAAUAUAUCAGAACAUCUUGAAGUACAUACAUCUUCUAAAGAUAAUAUAUCAGAACAUCAUCUCGUUUUGAACAUACAAACAGUUUCGACAAAGUAGGCAGGAGUAGAGAAACAGAAGCUCGAAGUAGAACCUCCAACAACUACGGGGGGUAUUAAUUAUCGUCCAUCUUUCUAGAUUGCUACAAAAAAGCUGAGGUGGGAGGUGCUGCGAAGCACAUAUUGAUGGAGUAGUAUCUAUUCUUUUUGACCCUUCGUAGGAAAAGUGUUGCUAUCUUCAAUGUUCGUAUCGCGAGCAAUAUAGACCCACGUACCAAAAUAAAAAAUUGUAUUGGUUGCAGCGUGAGUGAAUGAAUGAAUAACCAAGUAAGUACUUAGCAGGCAUCUUUGAAAUUUUUCUCGCGGACGGAGGAGCGAGGCCUUAGAAAAGUAAGGCAACAACAAGGCGACUUCUUCGCUAUACACUUCAACAGCCGGUGAGAUUCUAGGUAUUUGAAGAUUUGUUGAUCACAUUUUCUUGAGGUACUAUUCAUAUUCAUCUGGGGUCAGGGUAUCUUCCCUGAACGUGAACUGGUGUGGUGCGACGAUCUCGGGGGAUAGAAGCUCCAUGGAAAAACAGAAUCCACGAUAGAAUUUUUGAUUUUGGCAUUUGAUACACCACUUGAUUGGUAUCUAUAACCAAGUGAGAAACCCAAAAAGGAACUAUGGUAUCCCUGUAUCAACUCGUGUGAACAAGAAUUUAUUUUUAGAUUGCACCUUCUGCGCGCGAGCGUGCGUCUGCGUUGCACGGCGUGUGGUAACUGUUUACUUCUUUCUUCAGUGACUUGAUCAACAAGACAAUAAAUUAAUGAAAAAUAGAGAGCUGUACUAGUAGUUGUUGUGUACAACUAGUUUUUUUUUUGAUUGUAGCAAAACCAAAAUACUUAAGUAAAUGAUCACGGGAAGGGGAAAUCCGUAAAACUCAGAAGAGAUUCAGGGAAGUCGUAGGACAAUUCCGAACCGACUAACAUCAUCAAACAAAUGAUCACGCUGCUAUGAAGAAUAUCUUGUUCCGUGUGUAACAAUAAAUUGGAGGACUGUCUCUCAUCUUUUCCUCCGAAAUAGUUGUCCCAAUUACUCUAUUAAAAGUAAGUUGAUGAACCAAAAAAAAAAUGGUAAUGGUCGUGCUGCUGCUGUAAGUGGCGCACCAGGCAUCUGAUAAACAAGAACAAGGAACCUUGCCUAAGACAAAGUGCGAGCUAGUCGUACUUCUUGGCAAUAACAAACAAGGCCAGAGAACUACAAGCAGGAGAAGGAGCGACUGUGGAAGUCCUUGGGAAUCUGCCAAAAGGCAGAGGCAUUAUGUCUUCUAUCUCUGGUGGAGUUUUGGAAAUCAGCAGCGGCCCCAGCGCAAAGAUUAUGCUUCACAACAAGAAUAGACUACUUGACACACAAUCAACAAUUUUAUUCAUCAAUUGAGCAACUUUUUUUGUUUGUAGUGCGAGCGAGUCGCGAUAAGUCAAGAUCUACCUUCUUGGACCCGAUUCGCUCACUUUGAAUUCUUGAGUAGAUGUUCCAAGAAGAUACAAGCUGGACCUUCAUGUCAAAAUGGUGAAAUAUGAUGAACAGUCAUAGUUGUAGUUUUUCUUGCAAGAAUUAAUUUUUUAGAUUGCUUUGCCUGCUUUAGUUGUACGCUUGAUAGAACCCACUAAAAAAUAUGAAACAUCAGACCUUUUCCUAGCUGUUCUUAUCCUUCUAAUGUGAAUACUCUCUCCGCUUCUACCCGACAGCAGGAGGAGCACCUGUUGUACAACAACAGCGAACACUCCUAUUGGGCACGGGAACGAGGGCGCACGGCUGAAAGCGCCCUGAGAGUGGCUAACAUGGCGUCUUUCGAAUCGGACGUUCAGACAGGGGCGCCGCUAGAAGAUUUUGAGAAUAACAACAACAAUAACAACUUCGAAGAUGGACCUGCUGGAGGUCCUGCUGGAUGGUCGUCUAAAAAGGACGUUGACAAGAGUCAGCAAUUUCAUCUGGAUCCGGAGUUUUACACUUAUGGCACUUCUACUCUGUCUAUAACUUAUAGUCUUCGACGUAUAUAACAUAAUUUAUCUAGUAUCUUAGAUACUAGCACCAGCACGAUGUCACGAUGGUGUUUCUUAACUACAAUUUUUAGAUUUACGUUCAAGAACUUGCAGCUGAAUGUGAAUUAUCUGAAGUCUUCAUCUACCUUUUUCAGUAUAUUAAAUUAUCAAUGUUGUAGCUCUUCUAACAUGAUAACAAGAAAAACUGGAGCAAUGCGGGAGGAUCGAAUGCUAUCACCGGUCUAGGGAAGCAAGAUGCUAUAGAAAGUAUUGGACUUGCUACUCCCACAAAUGAUCGUGGGAAAGGGACUCCUUCGACUGCGGCUACGGGGACCACUUCGUCGGGGGGAACGAGUCCCUAUGAUGGAGGUCACUCGCCGGGUCCUGAUGUAGAGGCAAGUCCAGUGCACUUUGCACCUCACUCUCGAACUAAAGAUUCCGAUCUUGAGGUCUCCAUGCGUUCCACGAAGUCUACGGCGUGUACAGUUAGUGGCACUUCUCUGUCAGCUCGCAAGCAACAAGGGUCGCCGCGUAAGCUGCUGCGUCAGUCCUCUCGCGAGACGGGGCACAGUGAACUGCUGCUGACAGGUACUUAGGUUCAGGCUCACCCACUUGUAGUAUGACAUCUUUCGUGCUUCGGCAUGAUCUCUUCAAGAUGGUCAAGUAGCUCUUGGUUCGAUAUGAAUGAAAUGAUCAGGAGAUAGACUUUGUAUUCCGACCGACUACUCACAGCACGCAUUGAUGAAUGACCUGAAUCUGUUUACUCCUCCAGAAUUUCCCACGCCGUGGCCUUCCUUCGACCGAAGUGCACCACGCAGUCCGUCCGGCUCCAUUCUCCGCUCUACCAGCAAAGCAGGCUCUAGCACUCCUGAGACUGGCGGCAUCCGUGGACCGCGCUACAUGCUAUCCGAGUACAAGACCAAAUUGGACUCGUUACUCCGCGAGUACUUCCUAGGCGGUGACUUUCAGGCUUUCGUUGAGCAAGUGCAUGCGUUACGGUGCGAUCCGUUCAACGAUAUUCUGGUUGCUACGGUGUUUCGUUUGGGGUUGGAUCAACGCUGGAGCGAACGAGUCCAUGGUCGCGACGAUCACCGCAUGGUGAACGCUAGAAGCGGAGAAGUGCCUCCGCAACACUCGUUGAGCUGGCAAAACCUGCUAAAAGCAUUGUUGGCGGAACAGGUACGUAGCACAUUAUCAUGGUUCUUGUUAGGUCAACAUAACUCCUUCUGGGCCUGUAGUUUUAUGUCAUUAUGAAGAAGUGAAACGUUGUUCCUGAACUACAUCUUCAAUAAUAUUUAUGAAUCCAGGUCAUCAGUCAGAUCGAGUUGAUGCGCGGGCUCUAUGGUUAUGCCUGUGGCAUGCGCGACUUGCAGCUGGACGUACCGCACGCUCCGCAACAGUUACUGAACUUCUUUGCUUCUCUUGCCAGUAUUAAUGAAGACUACGCGAACAAACUUGACUUCGAUGAAGACUCCGCAGCUAGUAUGGGGUCGUUAGACGCAAGAACUGGAGGACAGCAGAAGAGGGAGGUAGAGCCGUCGAAGGCAAGAUCGAUUAGUGCAACUAGUCCGUCUUCUAACGAGAAAAGCUCGUGUGGCGGCGCAGAGGAACAAGACCUCAGCAACAAGCUGUUGCCUGCCAGUAUUCUUUAUCGUCUUCCAGAAGACAUCCUUCGUGGCGAGAUCGAGGAUGGUGUGCUAGUCCUGCGCGCAACGUCGUUGCAUUUCUCCGAGUCGCCAGUUGGCGGUGGAGGUGGUCAGACUCAGAGCAGCACGACAACGCCAAGCAGAGCCGACGACUCAGCUGCCUACCUAGAUGACGACAAUCGUUCCGCUACCUCCUCAGCGAUGAUGUUUCAGCAAGGGAUGGGAGGCGACGAAUUGUUGCGACAGCACAUGCUAGAUGCGGAACAGCAUGUUUUGGAGCAGCAAAACGAACUGUUGCGGCAGCACAUGCCAGGAGAUGCGGAAGUUCCGCAUGUUUUGGACGAGCAGCAAGAUAAUUUUGACGUCUAUAAUGAGGAUUACACGGACAUUGCUGACGAAAUUCGCAGCUACAAGCGUAUCAUUCAGCGCGUCCUUCGCGAUUUCUUCGUGUCGAAAGAUACGGAAAGGGUUCGCUCCACGUUAAUGGAUUUGAGCGCAAAGAAUGGGCAGCACACACUGCUAGCGCAUGAGUUUGUGAAGCGCGCGGUUGUUAGCAGCUUAGAUUUCGGGACUAGCGAACAGCGUCAGGUUGUUCACUUGCUGAAAAGUUUGAUGGGACCAACGCAAGGAAAGAGCGGUCCUGCUAGUACUUCUGGAAAUCAUACGCCUUUGCUUCGCAGCGAAGACGUCCAACACGGCACUGCUAUGGUCCUAGGUCGUCUCCAAGACAUCUUAGUUGACGUCCCGCAUGCCAAGAAAAUCCUCGUCGAGAUCUUGACCGCCUUCGUAACCGAAGAGAUCAUUUCCGCGGACCUGUUAAAGAAGAAGCAACAGUUGGAAUACGGUGGUUUCCAAGGGGUUGAGGUGUUACGUGAAGUGUUGCAUCGCACUCCCGAGUACUCGCGUCGCAUUUGGUGCAGCGGUUUGGACGAUCGUGGGCUGUUGAAUGAGAUGGACCUCGCAAUCCGCGAGUUCUUCGACUCCUAUGAUGCAGAAGAAGUCGACCGCAUUCUGACCGAAUUGCGCCUCAGUCGGGAGAUGCUCUUGAAGUUUAUCAAGAAGAUCAUCCUCUACUCGAUCGAGAAACGCGACGUCCACUGCGGACUGCAUUUAGUUUCCUAUUUGUACGGUCGUCAGUGGUGGUUUCAGAACGAUGUGGAGGAUGCUGUGGAAUCCAUCCGUUUAGAGACGGAUGACUUACUACCUGACAUCCCGGAUCUGGGGGAAGCCACGUCGUACGUCGUGGAUCAGGCGAGUCGUUACGGACUAGUGUCCGAGAACUACCUGCGGCAGGAUCAGCAAUAUCUGGUCUGAGCUUCUAGGGAGAUGAAGGGAGGGUUACAGGAUCAGCAAUAUCUGGUCUGAGCUUCUAGGGAGACGAGGGGACCGUUACAGGAUCAGCAAUAUCUGGUCUGAGCUUCUAGGGAGAAGGGACAGUUAAUACAGCAGUACCUGAGCUUCUAGGGAGAUGAAGGGAGGGUUAUAGGAGCAGUACAACCCUGUCCUCCCUAAGCAGCUAAUGUACUGUUUGAACCACUAUAAUGUACUGUUUGGUGACAGAGUUAGCCUGGCCAAGAUGUCUUCUUAAAAAGACAAUAAGAACAAGGGGUGAUGGGUUGGCGACAAAAAAAACAAAAGAAAAGUUUCACUAUGUUGAGUGAUGCACGAUUCUGGGCAUUAGGCUGAGUGAAUCAUGAGUCACAUAUGUUCUUCGGAAAAUUAGAGAGCAUCUGUUAGUGGGUGCUAAAGGUUGGCGGAGGUCUUGUUUUCUGAUUAUGCAAGAACGAAGAUUUAUUCUUAUCGAACAGGAAAUAUUAUGCUUUUGAAUUCCAGCGUUUAGGUAUAGAGGGGUGAAAGGUAAGGUCGAAAAACCUUUGAUGAAAGUUAUUUAAUCAGUUCACGAUAGUAACGAUUAUCCAACUAGUACUAGAGUGUUGAAGAUACUAAUAUUAUUCACAAAUAACGAAAUGCUUAGCCUUACUAUGCUGGUAGCCUCAGCAGCAGCAUCAUCUUCUUCUUCAUGCGAGAGGAACAGAAUGAAGAAAUUUGAAAUUAUAGAAGUCUUAUACUGGAGUAUUGAGGUGUUUAUUUUGCAUGUCUUUUUUCAAGCAACAUCUGCUCAUCAAACUCACCAGAUCAACAACAUCAUUGGAUUAAUUAGGUACUCAUUCGUGGUGCCUUAUAAAGUACGUACCUGCUAUCUUCUUGCUCAAUGCUCGUACCAUCAUGGGGUUGGGGCGGUAAUGUAAACCGACUUGUUAGUCGUUUUACUACUAGCAGCACAGAUGCUGGUGAGGGGAAGAUCUCAUUAGGAGAAAAUACCUUGGUGCGGUGGAACUGGAAGUAGACACCCACACCUCUUUGCAUAUGCAUUGGAGCAUUAAUUAUAAUAUGAUCCAGUGGGUGGUCGUAUUGGUAUUGACUUGACUUAAAUAUUAUAUGAUCCAGUGGGUGGUCGUAUUGGUAUUGACUUGACUUAAAUAUAUGAUCCAGUGGGUGGUCGUAAUCGUAUUGGUAUUGCAAAAGUCAAAAGAUAGAAUACAAGCAAAAAGUUUUUCCAUCAUCACAAUUACAGACAUAGGAAGUGAGUAUAGAAGAGAUCGAGUAAAAGUUCUUCAGUCCUGUAGAGGUAGAACUGUAGUUAGUUCUUCUUCUUGUUUUCCAAUUAUUACUACUAUUUCGUAUUAUUUUUAGAAAGAUUUAUAUGUUAUCAUCUUCAACAGCCAACACGAAGAACAGCACGGGGAGCAUGCUGAUGCCGAUGGGGAGGCAAGGGGGCUGGAUAGCAGACUGAGACUCAUGUUCCUGACAUAAAAGUGGGUAUGACUUUAAGAAUACCGUGGCUUCUCUAUUUCUUCUUGAUCUAAGUACAACUAAAGACCUUUUUACUGGAGUAUUAAAGUCGUUAGAUGAGAGUUUAAUUUUGCUUUUAUUCUGUAGUUUCUUGUGUCUUCUCAAGCUUGAAGAUGUUGAACUUGUUUUCGACAGAGAGCUCGUUGUAUUUUCCUUUUACAUGAGUCGGGUCUAGUUAUUUUCAGUCGCUGGUGUUGAAGAUGUUGAUGGUUGUAUAGAAGUAUUAACAUUCAGGAAAAUCUGUUGCAAAGUGCAAUCAAUUGAUCAUGUGUCGUGUAAGAAAAUGAUAGAUCUGCUAGGAUAUGGGGUAAUUCAAUCUUAUUGAAGAUUGAUGGGUUGGGAUGGGUAUUAUCCAUAGGGUGUUGAAAUAGGUUUUUCUAAAACAUAACAAGAUAUUGAUAUUCUUUUUUCAGAUAUGUUGCAUCGGUGGACUGCAGGCAGAAGCUUAUAGAUAUGACUCUUCAGAGAACGACGAGAACAGAGCCUCCUGGAUAGAAUUAUAUGGUAGCUGGUACCAAAUACCAACAUCUCUGCUGCCUGGUAGUAGUUGCAACUCAUGUCUGACUGAAGAACAUCAAACACAAACUUCAUAUUCUUGAAUUCUCGAACGCGGUUCUUCUUUGUGUAAAUAUUUUAGAUUCUUAAAGGAACAGCAUCAAACAAAGUCAGAAGUGAUCAACAGGGAACUCGUAUAGCAUAUGCAUAGGUACGUUUGAUUUUCUCGAGGUUGUUUGGUGCUCAUCUUCGACUUCGAUUUCGACAUACAAUUCCAACAUCUGCACUGCAUGAAAAAAUUCUUCAGUGAGACAAGAACUGCAUGAAAAGAGUUGAAGGAAAAGUUACACGUUCGGUUACACAGUUAUCUGGACUUCCUCAACAGCAGGAGCGCAUGAUAUCUUGGAGGUUGUGUUCUAGAAAAACCCGAACAAUAAAAGGAGAUCUUAAAAACACAAAAAUAAGGUCAAACUGUGGACGGCGAGCCAACUCCUAUCCUAUCCUAUACCUAUAAGCAUCAACGUCAAGCUUGGCCCGAUCAUAGUUCUUGAAGACAGAGGGUGAGUGUGUGAACAAAAACGUCUGUACAAAAAGAAGAACUUCAGGAAGUUGCUAAAGUUCUUCUUUUCGUACACGCUAUACAUUUAUACCUUAUUUAUUUCAGACUUGAGGACGAGACAUGCAGCGAUGGAAAUAAGGACACCGUGAAGGGCUUAUGAGUAACGACGUGGAGUUUGGAGGUAUUAGAUUAGAGAUUAGAGAUAAAAGAAACGAAGUACGGG